Messenger RNA from Mercenaria mercenaria, 2582 nucleotides. RefSeq names its product probable myosin light chain kinase DDB_G0292624. The transcript has a single exon. Gene Ontology annotation, biological process: protein phosphorylation. The record is from RefSeq and is a predicted model, not a curated record. Bases 490 to 990 code for a protein of 166 amino acids. NCBI's taxonomy places the organism in Eukaryota, Metazoa, Mollusca, Bivalvia, Venerida, Veneridae. Gene Ontology annotation, molecular function: protein kinase activity; ATP binding.
GCCAAUUUUCAGAAUAAAUCUUUUUACUGUUUUAAUAUACUUUCAAAAAAGAUUUACCUGUUUGUUUUAGUUUACCUGAGACGGGGAUGUUGGUGAUUGAUGAAAAGGGGCGUUUUAACUAUAAGGCGGUUAUAGAUCACUCAUGGAUAUGCUAAUUCAUUAUAUUUUGCCUUCACUACGCUGCACUCAGUUUCGUAAGCCCUGGAGGGACAUUUUAGUUACUUCUUAUGACUUAUUUGUUUUUUACUUAUUACUUAUUUGUUAUUACUUAUUUGUUACGUACUUAAAACGUGGGAAUACAAAAUGGAGGAAGUGUCCAGCUUUAGGCACCCACUACUCAGUCAAAAACUCAGGCAUCUCCAUGUGUACCAAGGAUGCAUUUAAACGAUUUAAACAUUAAGAAAGAGUAAAGAAAUAGGAAAUGGGGCAUUUGGUACUGUAUAUGAAGGGCGUUGGAAUGGGACUAAAGUUGCUAUAAACGAGAUUGUUAUGAAGAGAAUGGAGAUUGCAAAACCAUUCAUUGACCGUGAACUUUGUGUACAUAGCAAGUUAAGGCAUCCAAAUAGUGUACUGCUGAUGGCGUAUGCCUUAGCAAGUGAUCAGCUAUAUCUGGUUUCUGAACUUAUUGAAGGAUGCAAAUUGGAUAACUUCUAUAAUGAAGAAAAUGCCAUGACUAUGUCAGUGAAGUUGACUGUUUUAUUAAAGGUAUCACAAGGCACUGUGCACUCACAAGAUCCAAAAAUCAUUCACAGGGAUAUAAAGCCGGAAAAUAUACUUGUUUCACAAAAUUUCCAUGUGGUAAAGUUACGUGACAUUGGUUUGAGCAAGCUCAGGAGCAUGAAUACUGUCAUGACAACUAUGGCUGGUGGGUCCUCACAGCCUGGCACUCCUGCUUGCAAGGCCUCCAGGGUGAUGCUAGAAAGAAGCAGCUCAAAUUUCAACAACAGAUGUGUGGAGGCUUGCGUGCACUUUGGUAGAAGUGAAGGUUGAAGUACCUGUCUGGAACCCCUCAGAGGACCAAGAGCAGUACAUAUUAAACAGAAUGAAAUUGAAGGCAAAACCUGGAUGAUUUAGAUUCAUUUGCAAACAUUGCUGAUGUUGAUGAUAUCAUGAGGAAAAUCUACAACCAUCUUGGAUAAGGGGUUUAGUUACAGUGCUAGUGACAGACCACAUACACUUGAAAUAGUUGAUUGUUUUCAUUGUUUGAUGUUAGACCAAAAUUAAAGAUACUGUUGAAACAGGUGUAAAACCCCAAGAAAAAAUGAUAGUUGUCGAGAGUAGCACUCAUUUUUGAACUUAAUAUGCAUAGCGUUAAAUAAUGUUGAGUGAAAUUAUGAACUUGGGAUGUUAUUUUGUUUAUUGUAGUGAAUUAUGUUAUCAUUAGUCAUCUUAAAAUAUUAGAUAAAAAUUUAUAUUUUGGCUGUGAACUUCUACGGACCAGUGACAAUUUUAACAAUUAAUGAUAUAUUGGUAACACUAUAUAGAGCCUGUCAAAACGUUUUUCUGUUACAUGAGUGUGUAUGAUAACGGCUUCUUAUGUAAAAGAACUGUGUGUUUAAUCGUAUUCAUGUUUAUAUACAGACACAUAGCAGCAGAAAGCGCUGCUCUGUUUGGAUAACUCAGAGAGAAUAUCCAUCGUUUCAUACAUAAUUGUUCAUUGGUUUUGUAUCUAUUUUAACUUAAUAAGUGGAUUGAGGAAUUUUUCAGGGAAACAUACAGUUAAAUGCUGCUUUUUAGCAAUUAGUAUCGGUGGGUUGUCCGGCGUCCAUCGUCCGUCGUCCAUUGCGCAUCGUCCAUCGUGAACAUUUCAUUUAGAUGUCUUCUUCUUAGAAACUACAAACCAGAUAUAAACCAACCUUGGUCUGUAGCAUCCUUACAUUGACCUCUUUCAAAAAGCAGGAAAUGGUUUCGGCCCACAGCACACCUGGACCACUGUAACUAAAGAAGAUAAACAUUUGAAUGGCUUUUUCUCAUGAACCAAUGUAUGCAGUGUGUGCAAACUGGGUUUGCAGCAUCUUUCAAACACCAGGAGAUGGUUCAGGUCCACUGCACAUAGGGGCUGCUGUUACUAAACCUUUAAUGUAGAAAAACUAUUAAAUGGUUUCUGCUCGGGAACCAGUGUAUGUACUGUCUCAAAACGUGGUCUGAAACAUCACAUCCCAACAUUGACUUCUUUCUAAACACAGGAAAUAAUUAUCUGCACACUAAAGUACAUACUUUACUACAAUAAUUCAGUACAUACAGUUGCCAUUGUAUGCUAUGGUGCAUAUAGUAUUCUAUGGUAACAGUAGAAUCAGUAUACUUCUCUUGACAGGGCACAUGUGCUGAACAUACAUGUACCGUAUACUAUAGCAGACACAACAUAUGGCAUUGCAUACAAUAUAAUUCAGUACAUACAGUAAACUAUAGUAGAUAAAGUACACUAUCUUCAGUGUAUACUAAAUAUAUUACUGUACAAACAGUAUACUAUGAUAUAUUCUGUUGGUAUUCUUCAGUACAUAAAAUGUCCAGAAGUACAAUUAUUCUACAGUAGACUCUAUAGAAUGCAGUAUACUUUAGUAACUACUGGAUGUACUGCUCAA